UUUUGGGGGGGGGGUGGGCAUCUCCUUUCUGUCAGGUCUAGUUCUGUGUGCGGCGGCACCGUUGCCAUGGUCAAGAAGACUGAAACAAGUGUUGAUACCUCGGCGUCAUAACGUUACAUCGUCAUCUGAUAAACAAGACGACAUUAAAGCUACAGAUGUGUGAGGGACCUUCAUCAAUAUCUGGGCCAAUCCCCCCGGAUCCUUCUCUGUUUCCUCAGUACUACAAACGACCUGCUUCAGCUCGUGGCCGUUUAGAGGGAAACCACGAUGGGACUUUGGCCCUGCUUUCGGGGCCACUCGCUCCAGAUCCUGUGUUGUACCCUGGCUGCUACAGUGCUCGUACCCCGUCACAUCCUCCCCGUAUUGGCCCUAAUGCCACCCAUAUUCUGGAACGAGGACAAAGAGGGGUAGUGGGGGAACUACUCAAACUAGAUGGUGUCUCUAUCACCCCUGUUCCCAAACAGAAGCAGCGGGUACAUGACUUUGGUAAAGAGAAUGUGCGUCGGCUCAGGGAGAUCCAGAGACGCUGCAAAGAGCAGGAGGCUGAGAGAGCACAGUCUCGUCCGGUUCCAGUCAAAGCUCUUUGGACCUCCUCCAAAUACCUGAGUGUCCCAUCCAGGGUGAUGGUCCAGCUACAGGUUUCCAGUCCUACUACUAAACCACAGUGUCAAAACUUUCUGAAGGCCCACUCUAAUGGUGGAUCUACUGUACUGCCAAGACCCCGCUCCAAAACCUCUCCUGUAGCGUUGCAACAACCGGCCUCUUGCAAUUCUACACCGGACCAGAACUUGCAAGUGCAAGGCCAGACCAUAGACUUCAUCAAACAUAAUGCACUGGCUGCACGAAAAACUGUGCUGCGUCGGUCCCAGUCACUGACAAACCUCAGAGAUAAACCUGUCCCCAGUGCAGUCAAGGGACAGGUGCCUCAGUAUCUUGAGCAAAGGAAGGAGCAGUGGCAGAAAGAGGAGGAGGAGAGGAGGAGGAACGCACCUGACCCUACAGUCCCAGCUGGUCACACACUGAUGCCUGAGAGUGAGAGAGAGGAGACACUGAAGUCCCUCAAAGAGACCUAUCGCUCCCUGGUGACUGAGCUGCUGUCGCUGCCUCUCAAAGCUGACAGUCUAAGUGUUCGCUCACGUCGGGCUCAUCUUGAUUGUAGGCUUUCCGAAGUUGAGGAGGCCAUUAAAAUAUUCUCCAGGGACAAAGUGUAUGUAAAAAUAGAUUCCUAACAGACAAGGAGGAUGAAGAGAAGGAAGAGGAGGGGAUGAUCCUGUAAAUACACAUUUUCACUUUGUAGUUUUAUUGUGUAACAUGACACUGAAAUUAUUUUUGUAAAUUGAAAAUUAUAAACUAUAAACUGAGUGAUUAUUACAUAAGGACAACCAUUGAGGUUAUUUAUUAGCAGUUACUUAAAGAACAAUAUACAUGCUGCUGAAUAAAAUUCAGUUUUCUCUUGGACGGAAAAACAUGCAGUACAAGUAUCAUUAGCGCCUAAUUUGUUGAGAUGAUCUGCUAGAAUAGUUUCUACCUUGGCAGCAACUAAUGUGGAAUCGGAAUAAACGAAUUUGUUUUGUCUUUGUGUAAAA
Messenger RNA from Micropterus salmoides (largemouth bass), 1586 nucleotides. It is a transcript of the gene enkd1, whose product is annotated as enkurin domain containing 1. The transcript has 8 exons. The coding region runs from base 156 to 1229 and encodes 357 amino acids. The record is from RefSeq and is a predicted model, not a curated record. NCBI's taxonomy places the organism in Eukaryota, Metazoa, Chordata, Actinopteri, Centrarchiformes, Centrarchidae. Gene Ontology annotation, cellular component: cytoplasmic microtubule.